Notolabrus celidotus (New Zealand spotty) is the source of this 3368-nucleotide messenger RNA. RefSeq lists its product as uncharacterized. NCBI's taxonomy places the organism in Eukaryota, Metazoa, Chordata, Actinopteri, Labriformes, Labridae. Gene Ontology annotation, biological process: DNA recombination; DNA integration. The record is from RefSeq and is a predicted model, not a curated record. The transcript is spliced from 10 exons. Gene Ontology annotation, molecular function: DNA binding. Bases 216 to 3167 code for a protein of 983 amino acids.
CACUGAAAAUUGUAGCAAACAUGUGCAGGCAUGUUGAGUGAAUAGGACGUUUGAUUUUAUACCAGGCUCGCCCACCUGGUUCUGACUCUGUUCAUCACUCACCACAGCAGUGUGGUUCAUGGUGUGGUUACUGUGGUGUAUACUGUGUCAUAAAUCAAGCGCCCCCUUUCUAACGCGCUGCCAGGGCCAGGCACGCGACACAGACGUGUGCAGACAUGACCUAUGGACACUUGUACACAUGCAGUCCGAUGGAGCUAGCAGAGAUUUUCGAGGAAGAAAUGAAAGAUGACCCGACUCCUCCUGCCACUGGUUGCAGCAUUCAAGCCGCUUGUAAGAAGGAUGCUGGUGUUGAAAAGGACCUUGACACAUAUAAUGAUGAGUUGGACGCGACAUCUUUGGGCUCUGGAAAUCAACAGGCCGUAAGUCGUCAUAUUCGUCGCCUGAAGCAUCUCAGAGCACACCAUGAUGCCUGUGAGAGACGCUAUAACAAAGCGCACACAGACCGGUCAAAAAUCAAUGAGGACACCAAGUUGGUUUUACACAACAACCAGAACACAAUGAAAGCUGAUGAGUGUUCAAGUGACAGUGAUGAUACCAUUGACCCCACGCCACCUGAUGUAGACAAGGACAGUGAGGACAGGGACAAGGAUGGCGUACCUGAGCUGCAAAGAACUGAGAGUGUUUUUCUGACCAGAAAAAUGCUGGGGAUCAAAGACUUUUCUCUGCCAAGUUCUGGGAGCAGUGAAGAGUUGUAUGUUCCUGAUUCUGCUGACGAAACUGAUGACGAAUGUUCAGAAGAAGAAGGAGACAGUUCUGAAGUCGAACAGCACAAGUACAAGAAAAGAAAAGCCAAGAAAAAGCAUUCAACAAACACUCAGGCAGUCCAACCACACAAACGACAACGUAAGACACAUAGAGAAUCCUCCUCGAAUGACAGCUCUGACGUGACAGUGAUGAUGCUGCAGAAAAAACCGAAUGGUGACAGACUUUACAAUAAAAAGUAUCACUGUGUGUUUUGCUUAAAGGCUUACAAUAAAAUUGCCCGCCAUUUGGAAUCUAAACACAGAGACAAACAGGAGGUGGCAAGAGCAAUGACAUAUCCAAAGGGGUCAAAAGAGAGAAGAAUACAGCUCAGCUUACUGAGAAACCAAGGGAAUCGUCUACACAAUAAUAAGGUGCUGAGAGAAGGAAAAGGAGUGUUAGUUCCCAGUCAGCAGUCCAGCACUGAUGUUGCAGCCAGAGAUUACAUGCACUGUAUAAACUGUGAAGCUUACCUCAAGAGGAAAACACUGUGGAGGCAUAUGCAGAGAUGUCAACUUCGCAAGAAGAUUGAGGGAUUAAAGCCUGGAAAAACCAGAGUCCAGGCUCUUUGUCAAUAUGCUCAGCCAGUGCCAGCAGAUGUUAAUGAACGCUUUUGGAAAAUGGUGCUAAACAUGCACAUGGAUGAGGUUACUAAUGCUGUUCGCAGAGAGAAAAACAUUCUGAAAUUUGGAGAACACCUCUUCAGCAAACAUGGACACGAUGCAACCAAACACGAAUAUAUCAGACAGAAGAUGAGGGAGGCAGGGCGACUUGUUGUGCAAGGACACAAACAUGGGAAGUUGAAGCAGUUAUCAGACUUUUUUGUACCAGCUAAUUUCCCUCAUGUGAUACGGGCCGUUAAGGACGUAGCAGGCUUGAAUGAGGAGACGAACACAUACAAAACACCUUCUCUGGCGCUUAAGUUAGGCCACAACCUCAAAAAGAUUGCAAGCAUCAUCGAAUGUGAAGCCAUGAUUGCAGGUGAAGAGGAUGUCGUCCACAAUGUUCAAAUGUUCAAACAAAUAUGUGACACAAAAUGGAAUGAGUGUGUGUCAGCACAGGCCUUAAGAAAUCUGGAUGAAGCAAAAUGGAAUGCCCCACAGCUUCUUCCAUUUGCUGAGGAUGUAAAAAAGAUGCAUCAGUAUCUUGAAAGACAAAGACAGGACUUCAAAAAAAAACUUGACCACAAACCAACGAAGAAGGACUGGGCAGAACUUGCAAGAAUAACCCUCUGUGAGAUUAUUCUGUUCAACCGCAGAAGAGAGGGAGAAGUGUCGAAGAUGCCAUUGAAUGCUUUUACAUUGAGAGACACCUCAUCGACUCAUCCUGAUAUUGAGUUGUCUCUGUCUGAGCUGGAGAGGAAGCUGUGCAAACACCUCCAGAGGAUAGAAAUAAGGGGAAAACGAGGACGAAAGGUCCCCAUCCUUCUCACGCCUGAUGUGCUUGCUUCUAUGGAGUUACUCGUCAAGACUCGUCGCACCUGUGAAGUCCCUGAUGAAAACCAGUUCAUGUUUGGCAGACCAAAAGCACUCUCCUACUUCAGAGGAUCCGAUGUUAUUCGUCAGGUAGCUCGCAGUUGUGGGGCAAACCACCCAGAAGCUUUGUCUUCCACCAAGUUAAGGAAGCACUUGGCAACCAUGUCCAAAAUUCUUAACCUGAAGGACAACGAGAUGGAUGACCUCGCUGAGUUCCUGGGCCAUGACAUAAGGGUGCAUCGCCAGUAUUAUAGACUUCCGGAGGGCACGUUACAGCUCGCAAAAAUCAGUAAGGUCCUCAUGGCACUGGAACGAGGUCAGCUGUCGCAGUUUCAAGGAAAGAAUCUUGAUCAGAUCAACAUCGAUCCACAAGAGAAAAUGCCAGUGUACAGUGACCCUUCUGACAGUGAAGCAGAUGAUGACAUGAGAGAGGAAGAUGCAGCUCCUUUUUCACCGUCACCUUCACCUACACCUUCACCUUCACCUUCACCUUCUGCCUCAUCAUCAUCAGGCAAAUCCAGGGUGAGCAGGAAAUCCUUUCAAGCUGGACCAAACUAUCCACAUCCAGCCAAAGGUAAUUUAAGUAGAGGAUUAUGGAAAUAUCUUAAAGAUGAUGAGAUGCCAUUGGCGGGCGAAGUGUCUGAAAAAUGUCAAAGUAAAAAAGGUUCAUCACAAGCCAAGAGAAAAAAGUGGUCAGACGAGGAAAUCCAGGCUGUUGAGGAGACGCUCAUGGACUGCAUCAUGAGAAGAAAGGUUCCUGGUAAAGCCCAGUGUCUGCAGUGUAUAAAUACUUCACCCACAGCCCUUCAAGACAGGAGUUGGGAGGCAGUUAAGUUCUAUGUGAAAAAUCGCAUUGAUGCUGAAAAGCGGGAAUCCCUGAAACAGAGGUAAACCUUGGACACAGACUAUUCGCUGUCACCUGCAAUCAUGGCUUCACGUGAAAAAAAGGCUUGAGGGAGCUUUUUGGUACAGAAGAGGAUCAGGGCCACUGUAAAAAAUUAAACCUUGAUUGAGGUCCAAUAUAUAUUUAAUUUACAUUUAUUCAGAGAUAAGUCAGAAUUCUGACUGUUUUUUUAAAUCAGAUUUUUGACA